Molecule: messenger RNA, 1347 nt
Organism: Bactrocera tryoni
Lineage: Eukaryota; Metazoa; Arthropoda; Insecta; Diptera; Tephritidae
Exons: 1
Coding region: 1-1299 (432 amino acids)
Source: RefSeq, a predicted model, not a curated record
AUGUUCCUGCAACUUAAAAGAAACAGUUAUACGCUGAGAGCACUGCUCUUCAUAUCCUUCACCUUGCUUUCACUGCUCAAUCCAACGAAGGUUGCUGGCGGUAGUAUACCGUCAACGCAUAAAAAUCCAGCACAACAACAGCAAAUAGCCGCACAACAACAAGCACAUAUGCAACAACAACAUCCACUGCAACAGCAACAACAACAAGCAGCAGAAAUUCAUCACAGCAUGAAUCAACAGAACACCAACCCACAGCUGCGUCCACACGAACAACCGGAACAAAUGUUGUCAACACUAUCACAACUAUCAACAAUAACAACAAGUGGCAGCAACAAUCCAGUCAAUCAUGAGUACAUCAUGAAAGACGUUGGCGUAGAUGAGGAGCUGAAUGAUCCAUAUCAAUAUUUGAGUGACUUAAAGGCCGAACCACGUUUAACCACUGGCAACAACUUGCCAUGGAAUCCAUAUGUGACAACCAAUCCGCCAUUUACCCAUAUGCCAGGAAUGUUGACUAAUUUUCCUUACAACCCUUAUGGUGCAAUCGGUGGUGGUGGCGGCGCACUACCACCAUUGGUGACACCUCGACUGAUGCCGUUCUUCAGCUAUCCGCAGCCAGUUUUCAUACCGUUUCCGAUGUAUUUCGCACCCACAGACCUGUUCUAUUCAGGUUAUGCCGGCCCUAGUGGUAAUGAAAUCGAAGAACCAAUGCCCCGUGCAGCUGGCGAUCACAGAGCGCAAUCUACACAUUUCGACACCACACCGUCAAGUGGUCCCAGUGCAGCUACCGCGCGUAAUUCACAAAUCUACUUUAUGCGUUUCGCUCCAAUGCCUUACAUGCUCAUGCCGGGCCUAGGCUUUACAUCGACUCAUACUAACCUGCCCCCUUUCCAACCAUAUACAGUACCUGCUAUUAGCCCGGUUUUGAAUAUACCACUGAAUUUUGUGGCGAAUGGUAAGCCUACAAAUAUUUAUCAAAUGGGUGGCACCCCAAAUGAUUUUCAAAACUCCGCUAACUUUAAUAAUGUUAAUCCGUUCGGUAUGCGCCCUCCGUCACCGUUAUCUUCAGCGUUUGCUUUUGUCGGCGCUCAUAGACCGACGGCUGCGAAUAUUGCGAGCAGUUAUUCGUCACAUGGCGCGUUUGGCCCAUCGACAGCACCUCAGUCUGCUUUGCAGUCGCUUCAGCAGGACUCGAAAAUGACGUUACUAAAGCGACCCUUCCUUUUCAACGGACGUCCGGAUGAGAUCUACACAUUGCCGAACAAUUUUAAUCCACUUUACUCAAAUUCGGCAUAUUACUAGGAGCAAAAGCGUUAAGUGCAGCAUUGGAACUGAUUUUGAAAAGUAUUA